AAUGUAGUGCUCAUAAACCAACCAUAUGUGUUGGUAACGAGAAAAGAGGUAGGUAGGUAAGUUAGCUUUAUCUGGAACUGCUGGUUCUGAUACUCUCUCUGUGCGAAAGCAGAAAAGUUAACGGCCAUGGCCUCACUUGCUUCUUCCUCACCAACUGUGCUUUUCUCUGCAUCCUCUUCUAACCUCUUCCCACUUUCACAUUCUUCAUCUUCGCGCCUUUCUUUCUCUUCUUCCCUUCAUUCCUCAUCCUCCUCUCUAUCGAUUUCUCCUACCUUUUUAGCAUACACUUCCUCAAGUACUAAAGUUUUUGAUACUGAUGCCGCCUUCAGUAUCAGUGCCAGUGCGGCAGAAAAGAAGAAGGUACUCAUCGUGAAUACCAACAGUGGUGGGCAUGCUGUAAUUGGCUUCGACUUUGCAAAAGAGCUUCUUGGUGCUGGUCAUGCGGUCACCAUACUCACUGUUGGUGAAGAAGGCUCAGACAAGAUGAAGAAACCUCCUUUUAACAGAUUCUCAGAAAUUGUGAGCGCUGGAGGCCGCACGGUGUGGGGAAACCCGGCAGAAGUAGGAAGUGUUGUAGGAGGGGAAGUGUUUGAUGUGGUUUUGGACAACAAUGGCAAGGAUCUAGAGGCUGUGAGGCCAGUGAUUGAUUGGGCUAAGAGUUCAGGUGCCAAGCAAUUUUUGUUCAUCAGUAGUGCUGGAAUCUACAAACCGACAGAUGAACCUCCGCAUGUUGAAGGGGAUGUUGUUAAAGCAGAUGCUGGCCAUGUUGGAGUGGAGAAAUACAUUGAAGAAACUUUUGAGAGUUGGGCAGUAUUCCGGCCGCAGUAUAUGAUAGGGUCUGGCAACAACAAAGACACUGAGGAAUGGUUUUUUGAUAGGAUUGUACGGGACAGACCUGUGCCAAUUCCGGGCUCAGGAUUGCAACUCACUAACAUAGCUCAUGUUAGGGACUUAUCCUCAAUGCUUACUUUGGCUGUGGAGAACCCAGAUGCCGCAAAUCUUAGCAUUUUCAACUGUGUGAGUGACCGUGCAGUGACUCUUGACGGAAUGGCUAAAUUAUGUGCUCAAGCUGCGGGGCGCCCAGUUAACAUUGUGCAUUAUGAUCCAAAGGCUGUUGGAAUUGAUGCAAAGAAAGCUUUCCCUUUCCGCAACAUGCACUUCUAUGCCGAACCUAGAGCAGCCAAAACCAAAUUGGGAUGGCGUUCAACCACAAACCUCCCUGAAGACCUAAAAGAACGGUUUGAAGAGUACAUUAAAAUUGGGAGAGAUAAGAAGCCAAUAAAAUUCGAGCUAGAUGAUAAGAUAUUAGAGGCCUUGAAAGUCCCAGUGCCUGUGUGAUCCAUUCAUAUCUAAGAUGUAUAAAACAAUUAUCAGACAAGAUUGUAAGAUUUCUUGUUAAUCAGUUUAAAUGCUGUGCUUUGAAGUUGGAAUUUUAUUAUGCAAUUGAUUUAUGUAUUUGUAUCCCACACAAGGCACAACCAUAAAAAUAUGCAGUGCUAAAGCAU
Messenger RNA from Abrus precatorius (Indian licorice), 1505 nucleotides. Its product is annotated as chloroplast stem-loop binding protein of 41 kDa a, chloroplastic. Gene Ontology annotation, molecular function: RNA binding. Gene Ontology annotation, biological process: rRNA processing. Bases 127 to 1338 code for a protein of 403 amino acids. The transcript is spliced from 6 exons. The record is from RefSeq and is a predicted model, not a curated record. Lineage: Eukaryota; Viridiplantae; Streptophyta; Magnoliopsida; Fabales; Fabaceae. Gene Ontology annotation, cellular component: cytosol.